This is a messenger RNA of Linum tenue, 1165 nucleotides long. NCBI's taxonomy places the organism in Eukaryota, Viridiplantae, Streptophyta, Magnoliopsida, Malpighiales, Linaceae. The record is from the annotation of a GenBank genome assembly.
UUGCCAUCCCUACCCAUACUCGUGCUCGUAAAAACUAAAAUACUACACCGCUACUCAGCUAAGUUGAACUUAGAAAGUCAAAGUCUGGUUCUGCAGAUCUGUUGAGAACUGCUACCGAAAAUGGAAAAGAUGAACCAGGCGUUGGAGAAAAUGAAGAUGCUCGUCGGAAUGGAAGUCGAGGAAGAAGACGAGGAACAGACCUCCGGCCCGUCUCGGGAUUCGUCCUCCUUCAUUGACGACUUCAAUCGAAACUGCGCCCUCUCCUCUAAGCAGAGGCUAUACGGUUUCGCCAUCUGCUUCGUUUCGGGAUUAGCUUGUACAUUUUUGUCCAUGCUGGUCUUUUUCCAUCCAAUCAAGUUUGGAGUUACAUUCACCUUUGGUAAUCUGCUUGCACUCGGGAGUACAGCAUUCCUGAUAGGUCCAAAGCGCCAAGUUACUAUGAUGCUUGAUCCUGUUCGAAUAUAUGCCACAGCUCUGUACCUUGCGAGCAUUAUUAUUGCAUUGUUUUGUGCAGUCUAUGUUCACAGCAAGAUCUUGACACUUUUUGCGGUCAUAUUAGAGUUUGGAGCCCUAUUUUGGUACAGCUUGAGCUAUGUUCCGUUUGCACGUUCCAUGGUAUCAAAAAUCAUGGUUGGUUGCUUUGACACCGAAUUCUAGUUAGGUAUGAGUCUGGUAAAGAAAGAAUCUGGCAUCAAUCAGAUAGAGAACAUGUAGCUUGAUACCAUGAACGGUGAACCUUGAUGCUGCAAAAUGUUUACGGAUUUAUUCUGAAUGUCUGAUGUGGUGAUGGGGUUUCUUUCGUAGUGCACCUUCAUCCUUCAAUAUCCCCACUGACACCUGAUUGAUUUGUGAGUGAACCACCUUGAACUCCUGACCUGCUCAUUGCAAAUGCUUUUAUAUGUUUGGCCAUCUUCGCCUGGAAACUUUUCUUAUUCUGCAUGUAAAUGUUUCGUCUUUUCUGUAACCUGAAAACGAGAUUUCAUGCUAUUUUGUUGCUGGAGUAGAGUGCCCCCCUUAGCCCCUUAGCAAUUAGCAUUGUAAUAGUCGACUGUAACACUGAAUGCUUUUGAGCGCUGCGGAUGAAAUUGAAAAGCUCAAGACACCUAAAUGCAUGGAGAAAGUGGUGCAAGUACUGACUACUGAGAUAUCAAAUCCCAUACUGUAG